AUGCUUUGCAAACGCAACAAACUCAAUCCCAUUUAUGGUACGUGCGACUACGACUACGACUACGGUCGCAUCGUUGGGGGCGAGCCGACCAGCAUCGAGUACCAUCCUUAUCAGGUAUCACUGCGACGUAAUGAACGUCAUACUUGCGGUGGAUCAAUAAUCAGCGAAACUUGGAUUCUUACAGCUGCUCAUUGUGUCGCACGGGCUUUUUCGUCUGCGGUAUCGAUCCAAGCAGGCACUUCGAAUCUCAGCUCAGGUGGAAGAAUCAUCGAAGCUAAAAACAUCAUCGUUCACGAUGAUUAUUCCAGUCGCACGUCGGACUAUGACAUUGCUGUGAUCGAGUUGGAGGAGCCACUGACGUUUGAUGGAAGCAUAAAACCCAUUGUUUUGGCACCUUCGGAGGAUCAUUACAGAGCAGGCUCUUACGCAACUGUUACGGGUUGGGGACUUCGCCAGAUAAAAGGAUCGAUAAGCGAUCAAUUACGAGAAGUUGAGGUCCCCGUCGUAUCCAAUUCCGAGUGCUAUAAACUUUAUAAACAACGGAGAAUAACCGAUCGGAUGUUGUGCGCUGGUUACAUCGGUGAGGGUGGCAGGGACGCUUGCUUUGGUGACAGCGGCGGUCCUUUAGUACAAAACGGCCAACAGAUCGGAAUAGUGUCGUGGGGAUACGAAUGCGCGCAUCCUGCCUAUCCUGGAGUUUAUACCCGAGUUGGAGCCCUACGUAGCUGGAUCAACGAACAAACUGGCGUGUGAGCCAAAAAUAAAGUGCGAGAGCCAGAGAGAGAGAGAGAGAGAUAGACAGUGUGUGAGUGUGUGCACUUGUGUGUGUGAGCGAGUGAGAAGGAGAUCGAUCAAAUAACGGGAAGUGCAGCCAGUAUCGAUUCUCUUCCCCCCGCAGCACAGUUGCGACCAUGUACUUGCGUUAGUGCAGUUGAAUGAAAUUUUCCAAAACGUCAAAGUGACGUACUACAGCA
Molecule: messenger RNA, 974 nt
Organism: Venturia canescens
Lineage: Eukaryota; Metazoa; Arthropoda; Insecta; Hymenoptera; Ichneumonidae
Product: trypsin-1-like
Exons: 6
Coding region: 1-753 (250 amino acids)
Biological process (GO): proteolysis
Molecular function (GO): serine-type endopeptidase activity
Source: RefSeq, a predicted model, not a curated record